This is a messenger RNA of Aphis gossypii (cotton aphid), 1406 nucleotides long. RefSeq names its product sin3 histone deacetylase corepressor complex component SDS3. The transcript is spliced from 9 exons. Gene Ontology annotation, biological process: negative regulation of transcription by RNA polymerase II. Gene Ontology annotation, molecular function: histone deacetylase binding. The record is from RefSeq and is a predicted model, not a curated record. NCBI's taxonomy places the organism in Eukaryota, Metazoa, Arthropoda, Insecta, Hemiptera, Aphididae. Gene Ontology annotation, cellular component: Sin3-type complex. The coding region runs from base 285 to 1319 and encodes 344 amino acids.
AUUGUAUAAUAUAUAUAUAUAAUAUUAACCAUGAAGAUUAGAGAUAUUUCUAAUUAGAGAUCUCUAAUCUUCAUGAUAUUAACAUUGUGCAGUCACAAGCAGCACACGAAAAGCGCCCUCUAUCUAUGACCGUUCUACAUGUACGAAAGGCCGUUAUUAGUUGGAUUACUCGAGCGACGAAGCUUCGGAUCUUUACUUGUUUUUAUAGUUUUAUUCGUUCGCCGCAUUGUUGGAUUAAUUUCGCGGACGCGUGUAGGAUUGGAGCCGUUUGCUAUUAACACACGAUGUCAUUUCACGACAGUAACAUGUCGCCAUCUUCGACGUUUUCAAUGGACGACGACGACAACAACAGUGUAAAAAUCGAAAACAAAGAUUUAACCGACUCCGAAGACGAAGGGAAAGAAAACCGUGAGAAACACACUGAAAUACAAGAACAAGUUUAUCAAGACAAAUUGGCCAGUAUCCAAAAGCAACUACAGCAGUUGCGUGAUGGGACGCACGUGGAAUAUGUAAAACAAUUGAAAAAAUUGGAUGCACAACAUAAAAAUGAACUAAUGAUGAACAAUUUGUGGCGUGACUGUUUACUUGAAGCUAUUGAAAGAGAAUUUAUUAGAGAACGACGCCUAGCUCACAAAGAGUUUGAAGACCGUAAUACUGAACUUACUGAUACUCUCAUAUCAGAAUUAAACGAGAGGAAAAAAGCUAUAGAACAUGAAAAUUCAAACGUGGAACUCUCUCCAGACUUAUCAGAUCAAAAACCUGCUAUGACAAGAAAACUUAGAAGAAGACCAAAUGAUCCAGUAGUGCCAGCACCCCAAGAAAAACGUCGCAAGCCACCCCCAGUAUCAAAUAUUUAUUAUAUGUUGCAAGAUCACGAGAUAGAACACGAUGUUAAGCUUAUUCAAGAGUCAUUGGCUUCAAUACCAUCUACUUCUACCACAACAACUCCUACAGUAAAAACACGUGAUACAAUUAAUUCUUCGUCUAUCAGGAAGCCUGGGUUUCUUCCAAGUACAAGUUCAUCAACUGCAGGUAAUAUGAGUCCUAAAAAAUGUCAGAAUUCAGACACUGAGGGAUCAUCAGCCAUACCAGAUACACGAAUUGAAGAUGGAAAACUACUAUUUGAAAAGAGAUGGUAUCAUCGAGGACAACCUGUUUUUGUCGAAGGAAGGCAAAUGGCAAAAUUUCCAGCUGUUAUAUCUGCCAUUGGCAAUGAAACUAUUUGGGUAAAGAAAACUUCAGACAACAGUAAAUUUCGUAUUAACUUGUCUUACCUAUCAAAAGGUAAAAUGUCUAUUAAACGUCGAGCUGCUGUUUAAACAACUUCUUAAUUUAUUCAAAUGUUAUGUUCUAUAUCUAUAUAUUUAUGUAUUUAUGCAUGAAGAUCAUUCAUUUUUAUAUUAAAA